This is a messenger RNA of Penicillium crustosum, 1395 nucleotides long. RefSeq lists its product as uncharacterized. The transcript is spliced from 2 exons. NCBI's taxonomy places the organism in Eukaryota, Fungi, Ascomycota, Eurotiomycetes, Eurotiales, Aspergillaceae. Bases 1 to 1395 code for a protein of 464 amino acids. The record is from RefSeq and is a predicted model, not a curated record.
AUGACAACGCGCAAGAAGUAUCACCGAAUUAGUGUCUCCGCAGGCGAAGAAGAUAUUGACAAGCCGUUCGCCUUGCUUAUGGACAUCCUCAAACGACCUAGUUUGGGUAAUUACGUGCGUCAUGUCGAAUGUUGCACAGCAACAUCCAGUCAUAUGGACUACAAGCAAGUCAAAUCUCAGCGCGAUUUGAGCAAUGAGGAGAUAGAUCUCGUGAAAAAAGCAGUCAAAAAGGGUGGUUUCACAGGACUUCAACUUGAUCGAGUGGUCAAUAUGCUCAUGCGGAGGAUGGAAAAAACGGCAACAUAUUACGACUAUCAACACCGUGAGAGCCUCGGGACAUUCAUCACCCAAGCAUUGACCGCGAUUCUAAUUGUGGUAUCGCCGAAUCUUGUGUCGAUGGCCUUGACACACCCCUCUGGCCUGAGUCAUAACCACACAAUCGAAUUCCCGCUCGCGCAGCUCCUUCGCCGGGCUAAUGCCAGUCCCGAAAACACUCCAUACCUUUGCCACCUCCGCAGCAUUUAUGUGAUCAACAAAAACGAUAGUACCUGGUCCGAUGGUCGUUUCUAUCUCCCACUAGACCUUUCUGGUUGCUGGAGGCUAUUUGACAAUUUCCUGUCAAUUGAAUCCGUCCGCGUUGAUAUAAUGGAAAAGGAUCCAAACGAAGAGCUUGAAUUUAAAGAGAAAUAUUCCAAUAUCAGCAAGAUCUCCAUCCAUCAUUCGUCGGUUGGUUCCCUCUACCUUGCGAAUCUGAUAUGGUCGUGCAAGACCCUCAGGGACUUCCAGUACUCUAUUGGAGGUAGAGCGAGCAGUGAUGGGGGUUCUCCCAUCUUCAGCCCCAAAGCAUUUAUCAAAGUACUUUGCGCACAUAAGAAAACACUGGAAAUUCUGGAUGUCGAUGCGGAAAGUCAAAUUCAUAUCUUUGACAUUGAUGAUGAGGAGGAGAGAGACUAUGCACUUAAUGAAUACGAGAGCCCUUUUGAAUCUGGCAUCAGCGACGAAACAUGUACAUUUUACCAAUUGAUAUGGGCAUACGGUGGGUCACUGAAAGAAUUUGUGGCGUUGAAACGGUUGAGCUUGGGGAUAAACUUUCUGUUAUACUUUGCCGCUGGUGUUCGCGGAGAACCCUACAAGAAGAGGGAAAAGUUGGAUCUGGUAGAUUGUCUACCAAAUGGGCUAGAAUACUUAUGUGUUCGAGGAUACCAGAAGGGUGAGAACGAGGAGCAUGAUGAGCAGAUGGAUGCGUUGAUGACCUUUUACAAGUCUGGGUCAUCCCAACUGAAAGAGCUCAAGGGGAUCGAUGAAUUGAUUCCCAAUGCCGAGGUAGUUCGUGAUCCAGAUAACGACGAUCAUUUGCUGUGGUCGCUGGAGGAGCUUGGGUAUGAGAGUGAUUAG